Molecule: messenger RNA, 2059 nt
Organism: Capra hircus (goat)
Lineage: Eukaryota; Metazoa; Chordata; Mammalia; Artiodactyla; Bovidae
Exons: 2
Coding region: 23-904 (293 amino acids)
Source: RefSeq, a predicted model, not a curated record
GAGGAUCAUUCCCUCGGUCGCCAUGUUUCCCAGCGCAGUCACCGCACUGACAGGAGCCGGGAGAAGCCAGAGCCCGGAGCGCGCGGGCCGGGAGCGCGCUCGCCUUGGAGAGCGCGAGAGCGAGAGCGCCAGGGGAGCGCGAGCCGAGCAGGGAAGGAGGGGGAGGCGGCCGAGUGCUCCGCGGCCUGCGCGAGUGAGAGGCCGGGCCCCGAGCGCGCGAGUCCGCGGCGGGGAUGGGGGGGCGGAGUCAGGGCGCGGGACCCCGACUUCGGGUCGCAGGCGAAGAGCUGCGGGGGGGCGGGGAACGCGGUGGCUGCCCAGGGAGACCGCGCGGAGGCGUAGGAGCGAGGCGGCAGAGACUCGUGCCGCUCUGCGGAGCGCGAGACCCAGCGCGGCUAGUCGGCAGGAGACUGAGGGGAAAGGAGAGCACAAGCUCCCGAGAUUGCGGGGGUGGACUCGGGCCAGGGGCGGAGCUACACCGCGAAUCGUGGAACUCGUGGAGAGUGAGGGGAGGAGUGAGCGCUCGGUUGCGAAGUGCUGGGAGCGGGAAGGAGCCGGCCCAGCCCAAACUGGACCGGGGAACGCUCCUGGGCGCGCGAGUAGCGCCGGAUUGGCUAGGAGAACGCGGAGCGAGUGCGCGCGAGACACGAACGCAGGUUCCGCCGAGCCCCAGACAGAAGCAAUCCCCUGCCGAGCCCGGCUCCUGGUCGUUUGUCAGCGACUCCGGCCGGCUCUUGGGGCUACGGAGCCCGCUCUCCCGAAGGAGAAGAGAAAGGGCUCCAGGGAACCUGGAGGUGCCUUCGAAACCUGCUCGACUCGACCUGCCGGAGGAUUUCCCAACUCCAAGGCUGUACCUACAGGAGGAUCCUCACUACAGAAGCUUAGGAGCCUGCGGCAGAAAUAACAGGCUUGAGAAAUGACAGGCUUCUGCUCCUCAUGCUGUCCCAUGGUUUUGUGGCAUCAGGCUUCUUCGCUAGAGGCUCUGCUUUUGAAAAACACCGAUCUUAGACAAUGAGAUUAGAGAAUGUUUUUCCCACCUGAGCUACAAUCGUAAAUAGAACCCCGGUGGUGGAACCCCUGGAAAUAGAACCCCGGUGGUGGCAAUUUUCAUUUCAGUAUUUGUGGGAUGUGAAAUUACCAUGAAAAUAGCUUUUGUUGACACUUAUCUUCAUGUGUCUUUCAUGAAGUGUUAUUAGUCACCUGUGGCUAUUUCACAUCGGUUUCUUAGUUCUUUCUAGCCCUUUCAACUUAUGAAUAAAACAUGUACACCCAUAUAUGUAUAAUUUUUCUUCUCAACUAUAGUAAAACUGGGAAGCAUAAAAAAUGAAAUAUGUCCCCCAAAAGUAUAAUUAUCAUUUGUACACAAUGAACAUCUCAAUUUGAUGGUUAUAUGAGUUUUAUUAUGCGAACUAGAACGUGGACUAAUCUCUAACUGAAGAUUCAUAUUUUUACGUAUUUCAUUUUAAAUAAUGGGAGUACAUAGGAGAUGAUGGGUGGAAUUGAGGUAGAAUAAAAUUAAUUAGCAAAAUUACUUGAGUAUGUAUUACUAGUAUUUUUGACAGGAUUUAAAAAUGAAGCCAUAUCAUGAUCCCACUUCCUAUAAUAAUAUGGGAAGUAUGUUUACUUUAUUUCAAACAAAGAUAAGCAAAUAGUUGGUUACUUUACCUUUCUAUCUUUAUUCCCUCUAAGGCCCCAUAGUCUGAAAUAAUUUUAAAAUGUCUUGUAUUUUUAGAGAAAUUCUAAUUCUGCCCACUAAAGAUUCUGCAACCUUAAAUAAAUCGGGGCCUUUUUCAAUAUCCUUUAAAUAAAUUGGUAGAUAAGCACCCUUCCAAUUUAGAAUAUUCUGUUAUUAUUCAUGGAAAGAAACUGGCAAUUUUGUUUCACAAAUAACAGAAAACAAGAGACUUUAUCUGUAAAAGCAGUGAUGGUGAAAUUCAUUAAAAUUUAAUUGGGAAGGGUGAAAAUGAAUUAAGCCUUUUAAAGUAUACGGAGGUUUGUUUGUUAAAACUACUAAAAUUGUUGAAAAGUAAUGUUAGAAUAAAACUGGACAAUUAUAAUA